Messenger RNA from Prorocentrum cordatum, 1771 nucleotides. Lineage: Eukaryota; Dinophyceae; Prorocentrales; Prorocentraceae. The record is from the annotation of a GenBank genome assembly.
CCGCAGCAUCGCCAACGUCGCCGAUGAAUCGCGGGUGCAUCGGUGAUGCAUUGAUGAUGCGGCGCGAUCCUCCGACCCCAGCUAAUCCGACGCCGUCUGGGAGGCAUCUACGUAGAAUCAGCACGAUUGAAAUGGGUAUGGAAAGAGUGGGUACGAAGACCGACAGCACUUUUGUCCGUAGCCAUUUUGGCUCAAGCCUGUUCGACUCAAGAUCCUCAAGGGCUCAAGUUCGAGCUGUCUCCGCCAGGCGCGCGGCCCCGCGGCCAACAUCGCGAAUCCAAGCCCCAUGACCACCAAGAUCCUCUUGCCCUGCCUGCUCCUCGGCCUCGCGGAGGCUACCGCCUUCCCAUCGUGCGAUGCGACGACAACAGAACCUUUCUUCGAAGAAACGACGACUGAAGAGUCGGCGCCAGACAUCCCCUUGGAGCUCCAAGUUCAGGGCCAGAGCGGCAAGUUCACUCUCGUGCCUAAGGGCUCGUCGGGGGCUUCCGUGGGCAUCCGCGUGACGAUGGACGCGCUGAGGGAGGUGGACGCAGAUGGCGAAGCAGUGGGUACGUCUGGGGCUGUGAAGCAUUCGAUCCAAACUUUUGCAAGCCAGGACUUCACGGUGGGCGAUAUGGAGACCGUCCGCAUCGGUUCUGGAGUUUCUGCCGCCAAGGUGUCGUUCGACUCAACCAUCUCGGAGAUCGGACGAAUCGGCGUCGACACCUAUGUCAUGGCCCAGUCGGGAACGGUGGGGAUGUCCAACGAGUCGUGGCAGGUCAGCAUCGGAGACUUGAAGUGGAAUAUCCGCCUCUGGGACUGGACCUGGUGCGACGGCUCCAACUGCAAGAAGGGCCAGACCGAGCAGGUCGGCGCGUUCGUCGAGCUCGACAUCACGGUGCAGAAUUUGGGGGGUGGGAGCGCCAACCAGGGCAGCGGGAAGUCCGUGUCUUUGGGCAGCAACGCGACGCUCGAGCUGUCGACGCAGGUGCAGAGAGACUGCGCGUGGGAGCAGCUGCCGGUCGGGUUCCCUUCCAUCGGUACCCAGGGCAGCCAGACCACCAUCACUUUUCGCUUCCCGCGCUUCGAGACCUCCUGCCUGUACGAUCCCGUCCUGUCUGGCGCAGCGGAAGAGAUGGGUGUCGACGUCGGCUCCGGCACGAACUACUAUUAUUAUUAUUAUUCCUACUACUACACAACCACCCCAGCCCCAGCGCCCGAUGAUUACGCGGUUAGCGCGGCCGCGCCGGCCGCGCUCGGCGCCGCUGCGCUCUGCUCCUUGAGCGCGGUGGCGGUGUGAGGCUAGAGUCGCCAGAGAGAGUCCUCGAACAUUUCACGUUCAAUGCCCCUAUGCCUUUCGGGUAGAAAAUUUUGGGUAGGCGCGGCCCGUCUAUCACGCGUGUGGAGGCAAGAACGAAGUUUUUGUUGGCUCCACCCCAAGACCAGAGGGGGCCUUUCCUCCUCAAAGCAAUGGAUGGGCGAGUGGAGUAACUUGAGCUAUACUUGGCCGAGGGGUCAGGUGGCUCUAGUUCGGCCGUCACAGGCUGGUGCCCGCGUCUUUCACGAACCCGCGUUCGGCUGUUCAACACUCCCUUGCGUGACGGCAGGCGCUUCGCCUGCUGGCGUGACGGGGUUUUGUUUAUGUGAAUUCAAGACAGUGUGAAAGAGAGGUUUUCCUGGUGAUGCCACCUCUCCAUCGGGUCCGCGCGCGCUCCGCCCGCCGGCGUGACAGCGCGCGCAGUUCACUGCAGGGCAGCGUGCUCGUCUGCUUCGCCUUGUUAGAGCAAAA